AUGUCUGGUUACGGCAAGAGUCAGGAACCAUAUGUGUAUGACGCCGCAGCCACAAGACCAAAUCAGGCUCCGAACUACACAGGCUAUGCACAGCCUUCAUUCGCCUCGCAAUACCCCGAAGCGCAGGCGCGGUUACCCCAUGAACCUUCGACCGCAGAAAUGCCCUUCAUUCCAAGUUCGACGUACGAGUCACGCGCAACGAGCAGUUACCAGGUCCCACCCUCAUAUACGGAUGCACCAUCUCGUCAUCCCGCCGCUGAAGCGGAAAUAACCAAUGCUGUUACGCCAUCUCAGGGCACUGCCGGAUCUACCAUUUUGCUCCAUCUCCGAACCACAUACGAACUCACUGAAGAUCCGCCUACCUUCAUCUUUAUGUUUGGCUCCAAGCGGUGCGUCGCCGCACUGCGCAAGAUCGACCAAGUUGGUGAGAAGUACAAUUACGCCCUCAGUGUAGAUGUUCCCCCAUUCCCUACGACAAACUCGUGGAAUCCUACCAUGAUGCUUCAACUACGGACGGAAGAUAAGUUUGGACGUCUGAUCCAAGAAGCGGACGCCGGAGGCUUCACUUAUACGGAUAUGUCCCCAAAUCUAGCAUAUCAGUCCUCCCCCGAGAUUGCCAGGAAACGCAAAUUUUCAACCGAGUUUGGUGAUCAAGACUUUGCGGAAGCUUCUGCAAAACGAUCGAAUACCAUGCGUAUCCAGGCAAAACCACGCUCCGUCUCUGCAGCAUAUUCUGCGGCUUCUGCUUCGCCUCUCCCAGUACAACCCUCCCCCAACGCCUAUGGCUAUCCUGGUGGAUACGACCUGCCAAAGCAGUCGAGCUACACUCCCCAGCUAUCGCAAAAGGGAAUAUACGCCGUUUCAUCUGGAAUUAGUAUCCCACAGACGGAAAUGAAGCCACCACCAAUGUCUCCAAACCUGUCCUCCUACAACCCGUAUCCUUCUCUUGCGCAGACGGGCCGUAGUCCUCAUUCCAUCGCAGCAACGCCAGCGAGAUCAUCAGUCAUGCCCUCGCCGUCCGCACUUCCCACUCCCGUACUGGUACGAGCUACUACACUUCCCCAGGCGUCCAGUGGGGCGGGAGGUCAGCCAUUUAACCCGUAUUUGAUUUAUCCGAGCAAAGCAGUUCUGAAAAUUGAGGGCGAUCUUGAUAAGAUGAGCGAAGAGUGGACUCGAGAGGAAUUCGAGGCCAAACGUCGGCUGGUCCAGUUUGAGAGAUCGCAAUCUGGUAGCACCAUAGCCGCAACAUUUGCCGCAGUCACUCCUGAGGCCCGGCCACAGCGCAGCAUCUGUGUUAGCUGCAUUCUCUGGGAAGAUAAGGACGAGUGCUUCAUCACCAGUGUCGAUACCAUUUACCUUCUAGAGCAGCUAGUCAAUGUUAGAUUUACGGUGGAAGAGAAGAAUCGUAUACGGCGCAACCUAGAGGGUUUCCGGCCUCUCACUGUGUCCAAAGCCAAAGCCGACAGCGAAGAAUUUUUCAAGAUCAUUAUGGGUUUCCCCAAUCCAAAACCGCGCAACAUCGAGAAGGACGUCAAGGUAUUCCCAUGGAAGAUACUUUCUCACGCACUCAAGAAGAUCAUCAGCAAAUAUUCUGCAAGUUAUUCCUCAACGGCCGGAGCAGGCUCAUUGCCCACCACUUCUGCCCCGUAUUUGCCUGUGGGUAUGCCGCAGACGACAGGAGACGUAUACCGCAAUACCUCGCCGCGAUCGGUGGCUAGUUCGGCAGCUUCGACCGCAUACACCCCAAGCAUGACCUCGACGAGCCUGUCACCAAACCCCAAGACAUCAGCAGGUCUGGAAGUAUCAGCUGGCCAAGGGAUGUCGGUCCCCCAAAGAGACCCGACAGGGCAAGGCAUGACUCAAUGGGGAGCAACGCAUCACCAGCUGCCUCAGUACUCAGGACGACCCUGGGACUAUGGAGCGUACAUCAACGCCAGCGCCGCGACGGGUGUGCCCUCAGCCGUGCAAUCAAUGCAAAUGCAACAACCGGAGGUAACACCUGAUCUCAGCCAAAUACCUGGCGACACCCCAUACCAGCAGUAUGAUCAGCGGACCACGCGGGUUUGA
Molecule: messenger RNA, 2067 nt
Organism: Lindgomyces ingoldianus
Lineage: Eukaryota; Fungi; Ascomycota; Dothideomycetes; Pleosporales; Lindgomycetaceae
Exons: 3
Coding region: 1-2067 (688 amino acids)
Cellular component (GO): nucleus
Source: RefSeq, a predicted model, not a curated record